Exaiptasia diaphana is the source of this 667-nucleotide messenger RNA. Its product is annotated as olfactory receptor 4Q3-like. The coding region runs from base 1 to 591 and encodes 196 amino acids. The transcript is spliced from 2 exons. NCBI's taxonomy places the organism in Eukaryota, Metazoa, Cnidaria, Anthozoa, Actiniaria, Aiptasiidae. Gene Ontology annotation, molecular function: G protein-coupled receptor activity. Gene Ontology annotation, biological process: G protein-coupled receptor signaling pathway. Gene Ontology annotation, cellular component: membrane. The record is from RefSeq and is a predicted model, not a curated record.
AUGCAAUAUGUUCUUCCAAUAAGACACUAUAUAAGAAAACGUAAAGGUAAAAUUCACUGGAAGAUGACCGACAUGACAUUUUCCCUUCUCAAAAUCAUCAGCAUCGCUAUCGCCGUCAUCGCAAUCAUUGGAAAUGCCUUGGUUUGCCAUAUUAUCGUACAAGUGAAGGUCAUGAGGACUUCAAUGAACUACAUCAUACUAAAUCUUGCCAUACUUGACGCCAUGAUUGGUUUUCUUACCAUAUUCUUUGUUCUCGCUAAUGAUUCUGGAGGCGUUUUGGGGCCAUCGCCAAUUCUUCAAUUGGCCCACAAUCGAAGUGCAAACGCCUCUGAAGUGUUGUGUAUUAUCGAAAGAUCUUACUGGUUUGGAAGUGCRAUAACGCCCUUUCUUCUAACAAUAAUGGCUUACGAYCGGUACAAGGCUGUUGUGRAUCCUCUUUCAAGGCUUAACYGCGCCUCAUCAACUAUGAAAAGGCUCAAGUGGAUUCUACUUCUUGCCUGGAUUGGAGGAUUUGCAUCAACGAUAUUUUUUGUGGUUUUCGUUAAGUACGAUCCUCCAGGAAUUUAUUGCAAAGACGACCUCCCCUCAUGAGUUAUUCGCGCUUUGAAGCUGCAGGAUGGWGUCCUUGGAAWUCAAGCCGAAGCCCAAAGAGCACGGGCGAAAGCAA